CCCUAAAACCGCCGCUGUCUAUCCCCGUCAAUGGCCGUUAAUGUGUGAUUUCUGAAAAGUUAUCAAAGCUGUUUAAACCGUAGGAAGUUUGCUCAUCUGUUUCCAUUGUUUCACAGCGUUGUAAGCGGUAAAAUGGCAAAAUUACACGAAGUCAGAGAAAAACAGGUUCGUCCAUCGCCGUUCAGGGAGUGAAUUGAACACUUAAAGGUCAAGGCUCGACUGUAUUUUGUUUUCAAUUUUGGUUCCACUCCCAUCCAUAAUUAAUAUUUAAAUAAUAUUUAAAAAAAUACUUGUUAUCGAAUGAGUGGAUUUAUGACCCCUCCACCUCCUCUUCGUCAUGUCCGCCCAACCCCCUUCAAUGCCGGGCAGUCAAGCGGAAGCAGCCGCGACCAUUUUGAAAAACAGGACCAGCGCAGCGCCAAGUUAAAAGUCUGCGUCGAAUGUGAUGACUCAGCGUCCGGUGACGUCAUCAACAAGCAGCUCUAGUCGGCCUCCGAAGAAGCUGAUGGGGAGACGCUCGGUCCUCCGGCAAACCGUCUCCUCGGUAUUUUGUAAUUCUCAAAAGAAGCCGAAGCAGGGCCAGUUGUCUCAACCGCAGGAUAGAAACGAGCACCAUGGACAAGGGCCUCACGGUGAAACUGUUUGUGGGCAACCUGUCGUUGGACGCCACCCAGGAGGAGUUAUCGUCCAUCUUUGAGCCUUUCGGUCAUGUGGUCAGCUGCAGCGUGCUGCGACAGUUCGCCUUCGUGCACAUACAGGGCGAGGGGGCCGCCGAGCGCGCCAUCCGCGAGCUCAAUGGGCGCGAGUUCCACGGACGCAACCUGGUGGUGGAGGAGUCCCGGGGGCGGCCUCUGCACUCCACCAAAGUAUUUGUCGGGAACCUGAGCGGCAUGUGCACCACCGAGGACCUUCAGCAGCUAUUUCAGACCUUUGGGAAAGUUCUGGAAUGCGACAAAGUCAAAGGUUACGCCUUCGUGCACAUGGAGAACAAGGAAGACGCACUCCAGGCCAUCGAGGCGCUUCAUGGCACCUCCUUCAAGGGGCGGCCGCUUUCUGUAGAGCUCUCCAAAGUUCAACCCAGCAAGCAGGCACCCACCGGGAAGAUACCGUGCGUCAACUGCGGAAAGCAAGGCCACUACGCCGGCGAGUGUCCUGUGGGGAAACCCACUUUGGAGCAGUAUCAGAGCCAAGCUGCUGUCUUGGCGGCCGCGGCAGCCGCUGCCGCCGGCCUGCCCCUGCAAGUCCAGCAGAGUGUGCACAACUCCGUGUACAACACUUCAACGUUUGACCCCACGUACGCCGCCCUCACUGGCAUCACCACGGGCACGCGCACCGACGGCAACCCCGUCAACCCGGCAGUCUACGGCGCCCUCGCUAGCCAAGUGUACGGCGCCAACGUGGCCAAUCAGCUCUAUGGAUCUGUGGCCAACCAGGCGGCGCUAACAUCAGGAACCGCUCAAGUUUACAGCUCGGUCACCACCAACCUGUACGGGCAGGUGGCGGCCAAUCCCGCCGCGGCGUCUGCUUACACCACACCCGUUUAUACACCCGCCAUGGCCAACCCCAUCUACCUGACCGCCACCCCCGGUUUAGAUAUGCAGUCGGCCGCUGCCGCCGCAGCGGUCAACUCCUCCUACGCGGUGGCCCCGGCAAUCUCCCCCGCUUACGCUCACAUUACCGCCAUGGGUGCCGCCGACCCCGCCACCGCCAUCUUUGAAGCUGCCAGACAGGCUCACUAUUUUGCUCAAGGUCAGCAGGUGGUGGCCGAGCAGCAGCAGACGGCGGCCGCGACUGCCAAGUCUGGCGAACGGGACCGCAGCCCGCUCCGAAGGACUGCCCCACUCCUGCCGGACCCCAUCAUGAAGCCCUUUAUUUACCAGCGGGCCAAACCGCGGCGCUCCCUGCUCCCAACGCCUGCCGGCCGCGCCGCAGAGGAGGCGGCGUCGGAGGCGGCUGAGGACCACGUGGCAAGAUACUAUGCUGACUACUACCAGCAGCUGCAGCAGUACCCUCACUUCCAGUACGCCUACCCCUCCCCCGGGGCCAUGUCCGCCAUCCCCGGCAUGCAGGCGGUGCCCGCCAUGUCCGCCCAGCCCGUUGCCGCGCUGGACUCCCUCAGGCCAGUGGUACCCGCCGCGGCCGUGGCAGCAGCCAUCGCUGCGCCCAGGGUGUAUGAGCCGCCGUUGCCGCCGACCACACGCAAGGAGUCCAUCCUCCGCCGCCCCGAACUUUCCCUUCACACGCCUGAGCCCCCCUUUCGAUAGUCCGCCCCUUUCACCCCCACCCCUCCUUCGCUCGAUUGCGCCUCAAACGGGCUGUUUUGUGUGCGUUUGUCCGGGGAGGGGGCUCCUAUUAACCUGCUUGACCAGUCAUUCUGUUCGUCAUGCAGUGCAGCCCCUUACCUGUCGGCCAUUUUUGACCUCUUCAUCGUGCCAGUCGUGAGGGCGUACACUACACUCAAAACCGUUGGGGACAUUGGCCGAACCAGGUGGUCCUGAAAUGUACUCAGAUUUAAUGUGACAUCUAAACCUUUGUAUGGAGUUACCAACUGAGUCGAUCUUUCGGUAGUUGUUUUCUCCAACAAGGACCUGAAUGGCAAAAUUCACUACGAUGAACCUAGCAAAAAGUAAGGAAUCCCCAGUUUCGGACGAGGACUCACAUUUUAUCAUGUUGAACAAACUCAAGAUAAAAAGGAUAAUUAAUUAGUUCAAAAGUGCAACUGUUUAGCAUUCAGAAACACUAAAAUGAAUAAAAAAAACAUUGUGUUGGUCAGUAAAUAUUACUUUUAUAGAGCAAGUGCAGAGAAAUAUAUAUGGACUCACUCCAUUCUGAGGAAAAAAAAUAUGCAAUCAUGAGAAACAUAACAAAACACAUCGAGUAUUUAGUAGCACCACCUCUGGAUUUUAUGACAGCUUUCAGUCUCUAAGGCAGGGGUGAGCAAACUAUUCCACAAAGGGCCGCAGUGGGUGCGGGUUUUUGUUCAUACCCAUCAUGAGGACAGCCUUUCACCAAUCCGGUUUCCAACAAGUGCAAUCAGUAGAUUUCAGUCAGGUGCUUCUUGUUUCCACUUAAUACCUCAUUGGCUAAACUGUCUGUGCUGAAUAAGUUUGAACAAAGACCAGGACCCACUGUUGCCCUCGAGGACCGGUUUGCCCACCCCUGCUCUAAGGCAUGGACUUGAUGAGUAUUCUUCAUCAAUUUGGUGCCAACUCUCUUUGAUUGCAGUUGCCAGAUCAUCCUUGCAGGUUGGAGCCUUGCUGUGGACCUUUUUUUUGUUUCAAUUUCCACCACGUGUUUUCAAUAGGGUUGAGGUCUGGGCUAUUUGCAGGCCAUGACAUUGACUGGAUGAGUCUUUCUCCAUGGAAUGCUUUAACAGUUUUAGCUCUGUGGCAUGAUGCACUGUCAUCUUGGAAAAUGACAUAUUUUCAAUUGAAGGGAUAAGAAAGCUGUCUAAAAUUUAUUGAAGAUUUAACCACAGCCAUCCCCCAGUUCUUUUGCCUGACAUGCAGCACCAUAUCAUUAAGGACUGAGGGGAAUUUUGUUUUCUUCAGGUAGUAAUCUUUGUAAAUCUCACUGUAACAGCACCAAAUCAAAGUUCCAGCAUCAUCACCUUGUCCAAUGCAUAUUCUUGACUCCUGACAAGGUGAUGAUGCUGGAACUUUUGUUUGGUGCUGUUCCAGUGAGAGUUACAAAGUGAUAAGCAUACUCAAGUUCAUGCCUCAGAGACUGCAAGCUGUCCCAAAAGCCAGAGGUGGUGCUACUAAAUACUAGAGAUGUGUUUUGAUGGUUAUUUCUUUGUUUUUCACGAUUCCAUAUUUUUUCUGAAUGCUAAAGAGUUGCACUUUUGAACUAAUUCAUUAUUUUUUCAAGGUUUUGAGACUGACUGGCGAUUCCAUACUUUUUGCGAGGGGUUGUACUUCUAUGCCUUUCUGUGAGCAGUUCCCGCAUUGAAGUGGGCAUCCUGGGACAUUUUCUCAUAUCUAGCACCAGGUUUAGCUCCUUGUUGGAAAACAGCAAGUUGGUUACCGCUAGCAUCGGGCGGAACCUUAAAGGGAACCACGGACAGAAAGACUUGUAGUUCUUAAAAGAUAAAUGUAUGAGUUAUCGUUUUUGGAAAAUUAGUGUAACUUAUAGGUCGCCAUUGUUGUUGACAACGCAAUGCGUUCUGGGCGCUGCCGUACUUCCACAGUGUCACUCAUUAACUACAUAAACAUGUCAGUUCUUCCCUUCCAAUUUGAACCCGAUCGGCAAAGUGAUGAGCAGGAAUGCACUGUCGAUAUUUCAAAAAACGAACAGCCAAAGUCAGGUCUCCAGCGGGAUUCGAACCCACUUUCCUGUGCGACAGACGUGCGCGUAGACCAGAAGACUACUGUCCGCAUGACGUUUGUCAUAAUUUUCCUUAUAGAGGAAUCACAACCAGGGCUGCAGCUAUUGAUUAUUUUAGUAGUCGAUUUAUCGAUAAACUAGUUAGUUCGAAUAAUCAGGUAAAAGGAUAAGGAAAAUAGAAGAUUAAAAUACCUGAGCUGAGCCUCAAACGGUUUCAAAAAAAACAAUUAGGAUCCAAGUACAACAACAAAAAAAUUGGCUAAUUUACACAGCAAAAGUCAGCUAGCUUAAAUGCUAUUUUUAUUUUAUUUUUUUAAAUAUAAUGCUCUUAAAUGGUUCAAACAUAUUCCCACAAAAAGGGCUAAACAUACCAAUAAAUGUGCAAAUGCAUUAAAAUAUUUCAGACAAAAAAUUAGCUUAUGUUGGUCUUAACAGGUAUCAGCUAGAUUCAGCCAUGUGAAAUGAGUUAUGUCACAUUCACUGUCACCACUAGAGGGAAGUGUAUCCACCCAAAUCAAUAAAACUAAAUGCAAAACACUUUCAAAACAAUCCAUCACCACGCCACUUCAAUUAAAUUUUGCUGCUUCGAGUAUUUGAUUCAAUUUUUUUUUUUUUUUUUCUAAUCAAACUACUCGAGUUAAUCGAUUAAUUGUUGCUCACUUCAAACAGCAAACAGACAACAAUAACAUAAGGCAGGGGUCAGCAACCUGCGGCUCUGGAGCCACAUGCGGCUCUUUAGUGCUGCCCAAGUGGCUCCCUGCGCUUUUUCAAAAAUAUUUGAAAAUGGAAAAAUAUGAGGGAUGGAAAUAUAUUUUUUGUUUUAAACAUUCUUCAAAUUAAUAUUGUAAUUAAGUUAAACUUGAGGCGGCAUCGUACAGCAGAGUAGUCACGUGGUGCGUCAUUCUCUAUAGGAUGCACUGCAGGCAAAAUAUUUAAUCAUGGAGGCUCAUUAUGUAUUUGUAUAUAGCUGCAGCCGUCGAUUAUUUAAGUAAUCGAUUAAACUAUCCGUUCGAGGAAUCUGAUUGGGAACAUUUAAUGCAUUGCAGAAUCAAUUUUUGGAGAGUUAAAACAAAGGCUAACUGAAAUUUGCUGUUUCGAAAGAGCAUUAAAUGCGAAUACAAAAUAAAAUUCCCGAGUGUAUUUUCAAACUUUGCAGAAUUGGACUUUCAUUCCACAAGAGCAAUGAAUGCAAAUUGAAAUACCUUAGCCGCAAACGGUCUAAAAAAAAUUAAUGAGGAUCAAAGUACAACAAAAGAACAAUUGGCUUGCUAGCCAAAGUCAGCUAGCUUAAAUGCUAAAAAAAUUACAAUGCUCUUAAAUUGUUCAAACACAUAUUUCCAUGAAAAACUCCUAAAUAUACUUAUAAACUAACUCAUAUUAGCUCAAACAAAAACUUUACAACCUUAUGUUGGUCUUAACAGGGAGCGGCUGGAUCCAGCCAUGUUAAAUGAGUUUUGUCAAAUUGACUGUUGCCACUAGAGGGCAGUGUAUCCACCCAAAUCAAUAAAACUAAAUGCAAACACUUUAAAAACAAACCUUUACAACGCCACUCUAAUUAAACGAAUCCUCGAGGCAUCAAAACUUUCAAAAAUCGAAGCUUUUUUCGACUCAAAUUACUCAAGUUAAUUGAUUAAUCGUUGCAUCACUAUACUUGUAGCCAGCUUAGUCAUUUUGAUAGUAGGCUAAUAUAGCUAAUAUAGAUACAUAUAGGGCGUCGGCUAUCGAUUAUUUUAGUAGUCGAUUAAUCGAUUAACUAGUUUGUUCGAAUAAUCGAGUAAUCGGUAAAGGAACAUGAAAAAUUGAAAUACCUUAGCUGAGCCUCAGAUAGUAUAAAAAAUAAAUAAGGAUCUAUGUACAACAAAAGAACAAUUGGCUAACUUAAAUAGCAAAAGUCCGCUAGCUUAAAUGCUAUUAAAACACAAUUUUUAAAAUUUUUUUUUUACAAUGCUCUUAACAAAUGGUUCAGACACAUAUUUCCACAAAAAACUGCUAAAUAUACCAAUAAACUAAAUUACAAAUGCAUUAAAAAAAAACAUUAGCUUAGACAAAAACUUAGCUUAUGUUGGUCUUAACAUGGAGCAUCUGGAUUCAGCCAUGUGAAAUGAGGCAGACUAGAAGGCAGUGUAUCCACCCAAAUCAAUAAAACUAAAUGCAAACACUUUCGAAGUAAACCAUUACAACGCCACUUUAAACGAAUACUCGAAGCAGCAAAAUUGAUUCGAAUCUUUUUUUCUAAUCGAAUACUCGAGUUAAUGGAUUAAUCGUUGCAGCACUUUAUACAGACAGCAUGUGUUGCCUCCCAUUAUAAGGCUUAUAUAGGGCUUUGAAUUUUUUUUUUUUUUUUUUUGUGUGGCUCCAGACAUUUUUUUUUGUCCAAUAUGGCUCCUUCAAUAUUUUGGGUCGCCGACCCCUAACAUAGGGAUUGCGUAAAAGGGUUUAUUGAACACAAAAAAAACUCGAAGAGACACAAAAGGAUCCGUGAUGGUAGGUCGGGAUCAAUAAAACAUUUUUUAAAAACAGAGGAAAAAAUGCUGUGAGAGGCAGACAAAUGAAAAAAACCAAGGCAAUGCUGCAGCGAAGGGAUAUACAAAUUCAAAUGGCAGCAAGUCAAUAUCUUGGCAAGCCGCCUAGGAUCGGUUCAAAGACAUUGCUGAUGAGCUGGAAUUGGAUGCAGGUACUAUGUUGGGAACUCAUCCCACAGCCCUGGAAUAAAAAAAAUCACCCCCAGCGUGCAUUGCUCGCAUAAAACGUGCUAAAUAUUAUAGAUUUUUUUAAAUCAAUGCCAAUAAUGUUUCAUAUAACAUAUUUUAUUAAAAUGAGAACAAUUGUGGCUUAUUAGAGCCUACAAGUCUUUAAGUCCGAGGUUCCUUUUAAACAGUCACAACCUCUAAGAGAGCCAUUCAUUUUCAUGACUUUAAAUUUAUCAAUUGUGGAGUGACCAAAAGUAAAAAUUCGUGAAAGAAACUGAUAUGGGAGGUGUUGGCAUUCAAAAGUUCAGAGUAGGUCAAAUUUAGAGUGCAUUUUAGUGACCUCAUUUUCUGAGUAGUGUACUUUGACCUUCUUUUUUUCGUUGUGCCAGUCGUAAGUCGUUCCUGAGGGCGACACCUGUGACAAGACGUUUUGUUCUGUGCCACUCUAUAAAAAUGUUCGUAUUGCCUUACGUCGUGUAGUGACGGGGUCAGAGAAGCACAAGUUGCUUGGUGGCUGCAUUAUGAUGGACAGAACCGAGCGCAUACUGGGAGGGUGCGUACGUAAAGCACACGAGCUGUACUCAAAAAAAUUUUGGGCCCCCGCCCAACUCCCUGCUGCCGUCACAGCAAAGCAGGAAGCCACUGCCUGACCUCUCCCGUGUUUUUAUACAGUUGCCUACCUCUUGUCCUUCAUUUCACCCCCUCCCAAAAUAUUUAGAGGCCUUUUUGUUUUUUGUUUCUGCGCUGCAUGUUGACUCGUGAAUGAGAAGUUGGACUCUGUGCCUUUUGACGUUUGUCAUUGGGGGUGGGGGUUAAGUUCAUUUUAAAGUGCCUAUGACAGCAAAUUUCAUAUUUAACGUGGUUAUUUUAUACUCCUGAAUUAAAUUGACCGCUUGGAUGUGUGUGGAAGCGAUCGAUUUAUAUAUAAAAAAUUUUAAAUCCCGCUCCAUGAAAAUGAGUGACUUCCUGGAUUGAGGAAGAAUGCGAAUGUGACGUCACCCUGGUCAGCAUCUCACAGAUGGACUCAGCUGAUUUUUGUGGAUUAAUUCAUUUAUUUUUCGCAUCACGCCAGCCCAAUGUGCUGCAGGUUUUUGUUGCUGCACCAGGGAGACGCGUGUGAGCUUUUUUGGGUUUCAAAAAGUUCCCGUUGACCGCGGAAAUUGGCCAAAACAAGUCUGACAACUGUGGGACCAUUGCGAGGAAGUGGGUAAACUAGGUGAUUUGUUUUAUGUCAAAUACUGGGAUCAUGGCACACGUUUUAAUAAGGAGGUGGCUUGCAUUUUGUGGCUGACAAUGCCCCUUGUCCACCAAAAGGCCACUUGACCGGCGGCUUGUCGCACACCGCCCUCAGUCCUCUUUUCGUGCCCGCCGAGCGCUAUACUCGGCUUAUGCUCGAGCAGCCCCCUGCUCUCUUCUGCGGUUCUCCAUAUCGUCCAGACUUCCAGCCCCCUCUGGCCACUUCAUGUGCCCAGCAGUAGAGCACUAUCAUCGGGUUGGGCUCGGGCAGCCACGCGCUCCUCUGACGUCGGCCGGUUUGUCUGGCGGUCAUUCUCCAACUCCCCAGGCAACGAGCACUCCUGGCCGCAGCAGGGGAACGACGAGCCGAAACUUGCUCGCGGCCCGAGGUUGGCCGAUCGGUGAAGGCUGUCACCCUCGCCGCUGUGUGUGACAUGAGUUGGGAUAGUUUUGUGCUAUUUUUCAUUUUCAAAAGGCGAAAAAGAUUGGAACACCCGCUCGGCGGUCAAUCUCCAGCGCUGUAACUUGCUCGCCGCCAUGGGGUUGGCUGAUCGGUGAAAACAAUCAACCCCGCCGCCAUGUGGCAUGAUCCAGGGUAGUUUUGUGUGAUUUUUCGUUUUUGCAAGGCGAGAACAAGACUUGGAAACGCCACUAGGUUCACAUUAGCAUGUCGGCUAGCUGUCGCGCGUCCUGUUUUGUUUGUUCCUCAGUCUCCGAAUCCGGGGCAGGGAAAUGACAAAAGCCGGACUAACUCCGGUGGCAUAAAAUACCGUUUGGGAGGUGCAAGAAGUCGACAGUUCUGACCAUUAUGCAGUAAUUUUGCCCUGUCGUACCAAAUAAAUGCAUUUUUAAUAUUUCAUAUUCCAUUUAGCACAAGAUUUGUCAUUUAUUUAGCAAUGGGGGAAAAAUACUAAUAAAUAAUAUCCUGUAAAAAUAUUGAAGAGAUCAAAACAAUGACGUUUUGCUGCUCUCUAUUGCAUUUUUCUUGUUCUGAAUCUUCCCCCUCAAUGGGCUGAAUUCUAAAUCAGAUGAAAUCGUGACCCUGCCGACGUCAUCCUCCAGCUGGGGGCGCUAGAGCGCUAUAAUGACAGGCGGGGCUAAACGGCUGAUUAAAAGACUAAUUUCUCGUCAUUGCACUUUGCCAAAUUGUUGGAUAUAGUCGAAUCGUCUCAAAAUAUGAUUCUAAUUCACAUAAUUAUGCUAUUUAACGUUUUUUUAUGCUGUCAUAGGCACUUUAAAUACCGUGGUGAGCAAGUAAGAGCACAAUUGUCAAGUAGAUGCGGUCAGGAUGGGGGAACACGGUAUCUUGCUAUACCCCCAGAUGCCAUUUUUUUUUUUUCAGUUCUCUUACAAAGAAAACCUUGCCAAUUUUGUGUAUUUUUCUUCAAACAACCAUGCCAGCUGCAAAUAGACACGUCGCCCCUUGCCCCACACCUGACUGCCUUGCUGCUCCUCCCCAUCCCGUCCCCCUUCCUGUGGUGGUCACAUUGUAAUCUUGUGGUUGCAUCCUUUAUUGGACUUUGUGUCAACUUUUUGUGUCUUGUUGUUUUCUGGAGGGCAUGCUCUGACGCGUGUAUCCAAACUUGAAUAAACGCUCUCUGGAUGUUUAGUGCUGACUAAAGGACCACAAAGCUUGGGCCAUGUCUGCUUCUUCUUCUUCAUGCAGGGUGGGGGGGCUGGCUUGGGUGGGUGUGUCGCCACGUUCGCCCUGCGUGUUUUGUGUGUUGACUGUGCAUGACGCCACCGGACCGUCACGACGCCCCACUAACUAUCUCAACUGAUUAGGUCACCUGGACGGCGGCGUGGGCGUGGAUGACUUUUUAGCGUGACGUCAGUCGCCACCGAGGUAAAUGAAUAGAGCUUUACCCUACUCCCGCCUUCCCUUCAACUCCGCCACCCCCACCGGGCCUGAACCCACCUGAAGUCUUAAGCUCACAUCUGCAAGCGCUCUGGUGUGAGAUUGAGUGAGUGAGAGAGUGAUGUAAUCGUAAGGACACAGACCCGCUCCCCGCCUUGCCCAAAAGUCGAUCCCCUUCCGCCGCAUUCGCCGCCCUCACACCUUCCCGUGACCCUACCCCUUCAAGCCGCCGUUCACAAAGCCGUGCUUUUUUUCUCGCCGCUACCGCCGCCGCCAUCGGAUGGGAGCUCUGGCUCAGGUCUCCUGGAUCAUCAUCUUACCUGGGACGCCAGGGAAUGCGGACGAAAGCUUGGUGUACAGUGAAACCCUGUUUGGUGUGGAGGAAUUCAGUAGAAACUCCAUAAUUAGAAGAACAAAAUGACCAGUCUACACAGACAUGGAAUUCCUUAAAAAGCCACUUAUCUUCAUAAAAACCUGGCAUCCCCAUUCAUGGACAUCAUAUUUAGGGCAUGUAGGCCACAACAGUGAUGUCCACGUAUGGGGACGCCGGGUCUUUACGAGAUUAAAGCUAUUUUAAACAGUACAAUUAGACUGUUACUAUUUGUGCACCACAUGUUUUUUAUGUGUGGUGAUUUAUCACACGCUGGUUUGCUUGCUUUAAGGACAUCUAGUGAGAAAAACUAUAGUUUUACAAUAUAAUUCAAGCGGGGGUUCACUGUACUCUGAGAAUUACUCUACCGCCUUGCUGUGUUUGUGGUUUGGGGGCGGAGUUUGAGGCGGUAUCACCUGCCGAAGGUCAUUUUAAGUUCUUCUAGGAUGCUUAUGGACUUUGAUGAAGACGGAAGCCGGCCACCUGGACCAGGUGAGUGACUUUGGAGGUCACGUGUUCUCUUGGGCGCUUUGUAUGUAUAUCUGCAUGAACGAUUAUACCAACUCUUCAAAAUUCAAUGUACAAAUGUGCAUCACUCAUGGGUUUAAGUAGUGUUUUUUUUUUAAUUUCCUUUUCUUGACCAGCAUCUGUAACCAUGGUGAUGGGACUUUAUAUUUGAAUGUCACAGUGGGGGAAGGAAAAUGUACUAAGAUGUAUUUGAACAUAAAUAAAACGUUCUUGUUUAAAAAGGAAAACAACCUGCCUGUGUCCUGUCUUUCAUAGUUGGGUCGAUAGCUCCUCUGUAGAAAUAUUUUUGGGGUCCAUUUUGGUCAAAAUACCAAGCAAACAAACAAAAAAAUGUAUAUGGCGGAAAACACUCAGGUGACUUGAAGUUCCGCUUUGAGACCCCCAAUUUGGCCAAAUUUCAGAAUUGUCCGAUAUGCAUGUGUGAUACAUCAUUGGAAAGCUUAAAAUCUCAAUUUUCUGGGGGGAACAAAAUUUGAACAGGAGGGCAUUUAAAAAAAAAAAAAAACAGCAAAACCCUAUCUGGAGGUGAGAGCAUGCGAGAGCAGAAUUACAGACGCCAUGACUUUAACGAGAUAUUAUCGCAUACUUACCUUGUUUCGAUCCAAAAACUCUGUGUAGCAUGUAUCACUGAGUGUCAAGACAAAGCUGUGAAUAGCCACAGCUGGAUUUUUUGGGGAUUUUAUGGGUGAAACAUGGUAAUAUAACAAUGGUUGCGAUGCAGAAAUCGCAGACAUCAAGCAGGGCCGGCCCAGCCUAUACGCAGACUAUGCAGCCGCUUAGGGCCCCUGACCACUAGGGGCCCCCAAUCAGGCAAUUGUUUAAUUUGUAUUCUAUUUUGUUUACUACAGUCUGUUUUAUUUGACUUUUGUCAGUUUUGAUACUUGAUUGCAAGCUUAAAAAAUAAAAGUUCUUCUUUAAUUUUGUUCUUUUCCUCUUUUAGAAAAAGGUUUGGCGCUAUCUACUGUAAGUACUGACAAUUAUUUGGGGUGAGAAGUUUGAAGAAUGCAGUGCAACAAAUCUGAUUAAUAUAAAAAAUAUGGACACAUGGGUUGGAUUGCAUGUAUGGGUUUCACAGUACACUGUGAUGGAAUAGUGGGCCAAAAAUAUGGGCCCCUUGGCAUUAUUUUGCUUAGGGCCCCCAAAUGGCCUGGGCCGGCCCUGACAUCAAGGAGUGGUCGAGAUGUUCUUUUUCCAUAUAUUUACCCUUUUAAAUGUUCUUUUUCAUAUAUUUACCCUUUUAAAUGUUUUUUUCCCGUUUUUCUUUGGAUCGAUUAUCUAACAUAUUGGAGAAAAUGCAACAGUAACAACAACAAAAAAAUACAAAUAAGCAAUAGCUUUGAGGUAAAUAUCCGUCACAUUUUUGCAGACGCCAUUUUUUUCAUUGUGACGUAAUUUGUUUAAAAGUUUAAAAUAUGCGAAUGAAUAAUUUUUUUGUCGUUUUAUUUUUUACACUAACUAUUAGAUAUUAAUUUUGAAUAAUAUAAUUUAGUUUUAUGGCUGGGUUGAAACAAAAGCGGUUGAGUGACGUCUGUAAACGGGGGUUUCCAGGGUAAAACGGACAAAUUAAAAAUAGUUGGGCUUAAUGCGCCAUGAAUCUGCUAACGCAGCAUAUAGACAUUGUUCUAUCAAACACAAUGGUUGUUUUGGCUUAAAAUACAGUAGUUUCUUUUAAAGAGGAGUGCAAAAGCAGGAACUGCUUUUUCAGUCUUGUCUUUGUUUUCCGCCAUAUGGCAAUUUUACCCUGGAGACCCCCGUUUACAGACACCGCGCUACGGCUUUUUGUUUCAACCCAGCCACAAAAAGAAGGUAAUUAUAUCUAAUAUUCAAAAACGUCUAUCAUUUUUAGCUUAGAAUCAUUGAGUUCUAAUAUUUAGUUUAAAAAUAAAAAGUACUUUUAAAUAAGCAAGUGAAUAAUUUUAUAAACUUUUAAACAAAUUACGUCACAAUGAAAAAAAGUGUAAAUAGGUCACUGACAUCUACCUCAUAACUAUCGCUGAAUUGUAUUUAUUUUUUUCUUUUGUUACUGUUGUAUUUUCCACAAUAUUUUAGAUGAUGAAUAAUCGAUCCAAACAAAGAAAAUUGAAAGUAAAAUGUUUAAAAGGGUAAAUAUUUGAAAAAAUCCCGACCACUCCUUGAUGUCUAUGAUUUCUGCAUUGUGACCCUUGUUAUAUUUCCGUGUUUCACCCAUAAAAUCCCCCGAAAGUCCGGCUGCGGCCAUUUACAGCUGUGUCUUGACACUCAGCUCUUGCAAUCAGUUCUCCCGACCACUCCAAGGACAAAAAGCAGGGCGCUCUGUCCUAAAACAAGUAGCGUCUCGCCCAGCCAGGAUAACAAAGUUGAUAGCGGGCGCUUGGGACGUCGAGACCAGCGUCGAUUUCUGUGGCAACCACGUCCCAUCCACGCACGAACCUAACCGCCCAAAACUGGCCACAGGGGGAUGAUCCCGAAACACCACCCUUCGGCCCGGCCCGGCCCACUCCACUGCAGCCUUCAAAAACACUGGACUCAGAUAAACAGAUUCGCUGACAGAUUGUCGACGAAUAAAUUGUCAACCUGUUUUCGGUGAGCCUUCUUCAAACUUUUGGAACAUGGAGUCAGUGCAAAGGGUUAACACAAGAGGUGAACACGCGGAAUGUCAGCCCUCCCGGUUGACUCGCGCGAAGGCGACAUCGGCAGAGUCUCACUUUGUUCGGCUGUCGCCGUUUCCGUACGGCUUGGCCGGGGGGGGGCGAAUUCCUUCAUUACGUGAUAAUAUCUCGUUAAAAUCAUGGUGUCUUUAAUUAUGCUUUCAUGCUCUCCCCUCAAAUUAGGUUUUAGGGCUUUAUUUUAUUUUUUAAAUGCCCUCCUGUUCAAAAUGUGUCUUCCCC
Molecule: messenger RNA, 13875 nt
Organism: Corythoichthys intestinalis (scribbled pipefish)
Lineage: Eukaryota; Metazoa; Chordata; Actinopteri; Syngnathiformes; Syngnathidae
Gene: rbm14b
Product: RNA binding motif protein 14b
Exons: 6
Coding region: 615-2264 (549 amino acids)
Cellular component (GO): nucleus
Molecular function (GO): mRNA binding; zinc ion binding
Source: RefSeq, a predicted model, not a curated record